GGAGUGUAAUGUUGUCAGGGUAUGCGAGGGCUGGGGAAAUUGACGUGGCUCAAAGGUUAUUUGAUGAGAUGCCCAAUAAGGAUUUGGUUGCAUGGACAGUUUUGAUUGGUGUAUAUGUGCAGGCAGGUAGAUAUAAUGAGGCACUUCGGUUGUUUGAGGAGAUGGAAGCGACAGGACUUGAGGCUGAUGAGGUGACAGUUGUCACAGUGCUUUCAGCUUGUCUCCAGCAUGGUGCGAUUGGUCUGGCAAAAAGGCUUCAUCGUCAUAUGAACCAGAAUGGACUGAUUAGCAGAAAUGCAAGAGUCGCCACCAGUUUCGUGCACAUAUAUGCAAAGCAUGGGUGCAUACAGACAGCUAUGGAUGUGUUUCGUGGAGUUUGUGAUGAAUUCAAGACCGUCGAGUUGUUUAAUGCUAUGAUACAUGGACUUGCUCACCAUGGUUAUGGCGACAAAGCUAUUUCACUUCUUGAUGAAAUGGAAUCACUGGGGCUCCAUCCUGAUGAGACCACAUUUGUGGGUGCCUUGUGUGCAUGCAGUCGCAGUUGCUUGGUCAUGCAAGGGCGUGAAAUGUUCAAUUCAAUGUUGGACAAGUACGGUGUCAAACCAGAUGCCAAGCAUUAUGCUUGCAUGGUUGAUCUCCUUGGAAGAGCUGGACAGCUUGACGAUGCUUACAGAUUUAUCCAAAAUAUGCCUUGUGAAGCAAAUCAUGUGAUAUGGUCAUCUCUUCUGACAGCUUGCAAGAUCCAUGGAAAUAACAAGAUUAGAAAGCUUGCGGAGAAGCAACUUCUCAAAUUAGAUACUACCUACAAGCCUGAAAAGCUAACUUUAUCUGGUUUAUUUUCUGAUGAGAAGAGGAAAGAGGUAGCUGCAAGGGUGAGAAAGGUUAUAAGGUGCAAAUCUGAGCACAGGCAAACCCGCUAAAAAUGGCAUGGAAUGGUAACGUUCAUCUGAUUACAAUUAUCGGUACUUCCCAGAUCCAAUCUCAGGCAAAGGUUAUUCAUUAUUGUAAUCCUUGCCAUUACCAAUCCCUUUGUAUGUGUGGAUAUAGGUUAGGUUUGAAGACCCAAGACCCUAAGGUCGGUGUUCCCCAGGAAGAAGGCAUAACUGUUCUCGAAGAGUAACUUGAGUAGGCUUUCAAAGAAGGUGAUGGCCAACCACAAGGAAAGCUAACAUUUUUGCUUAUUUCUUCACCUCUUGCUCUCAGUAUAACUUAUGAUCAGAGCCUUCCUGGAUAUGUGAACUAUCAAGGCCAACUCAAGGUAGGGCAUAAGUGAUCAUGGGAAAGCAGGAACAGUGCAAGGUUUAUGGUUCGAAGACUUAUGUUUUGAAGUUUGAUAUGCACUGCCAAUGCAAUGGUUGUAUCAAGAAGAUCAAUGAUGGGGUGAAGGAAAUUAGCCUUUCAGAAGAGGUGGAGAGGGCUGAUCUUUUAAUAGAGACAGGAGAGGUGACAGUUUCUGGGAGAAUGGACCCGGAGAAACUCUGUUCUCUGUUGCAUGGGGUGACAAAGAAGUAUGUGGAAAUAGUUACUCAAAGCACCCUAUCUGAAGGACACACUGCAUCAUCUCAGGAAAACAAGAACGUAUAUGGUCAGGCGCCUCCUGCCUUCCCCGUAACCCCGAGCGCCCCGCCGUUGCCGGAGGAGGCAUGGAGCAGCGGGACGGUGCCUUCAGAUCGAUGCUGGUACCGGUGGUCGGCGCCCUCGAGCUCGUACGGCGUGUGGACUGCAUCGGACAUCGCCGCGACGCUGGCCAUGUACGAGCUCUGAGCUGCAUAUCCGCACCUGCCCGCAGAUGCCGUUGAUGGACCAGUUGCUUGCUUGCUUGCUUCAUAGACUGAUGGGUUUGUGACUUUGAAAGAUGUGGGAUGGUUCUGUUUUGCUUCGUCGCAGCAUCUGUAACUACUGUAUAAUCUAAAUUUCUUUUAAGGGCUGUGUUUAGUUCCAAAA
This is a messenger RNA of Panicum virgatum (switchgrass), 1944 nucleotides long. RefSeq lists its product as uncharacterized. The transcript is spliced from 5 exons. The record is from RefSeq and is a predicted model, not a curated record. Bases 1276 to 1764 code for a protein of 162 amino acids. Lineage: Eukaryota; Viridiplantae; Streptophyta; Magnoliopsida; Poales; Poaceae. Gene Ontology annotation, molecular function: metal ion binding.